CAGAACAAAUAUGACCAGGACAUGACAACUCAAUCACGCUCUGCUAUCUCAUCUCAGAUAAGUAGACCAACAUAUCCUGCAAAAAUAACUCAUCAAUUUGCUGUCUCAGUAUUAUUUGUCAGUAUUACGACGUGACACAAUUCAAGUUUCACACCUUUUAAAAAAUAUUCGUUUUUACUUAAUUGUGCAGAAAUGUCGUGCAAUCCGUGCUGCUGUUGCGGAUCCCUUCAAAGGGGCGUGAUCAUCCUAGCGGUCAUUGAGACGAUUCUCGCCCUCAUGAAUUUAGGAACCCGGAUUUUUGCCCUGAUCGCUGCUACAAAUGACAGUAUUAGUUGGGGAGAUAAGUCGGAUAAUGGAGAAACGGCGACUGUGGUGACACUAUCUGUGAACAUUGUGUUUGCUGUUUUAUCUCUCCUGCUCGCUUUGAGGCUGUAUUUUGCAGCGAGGAAGAGGGACAAGAAAAAUUGUACGAUCUGGCUCAUCGUCACCGCCAUAAUUACGGCAAUCACAAUUAUCGUAGUUGUCGUAAAUGUUACGAAGGGCGUGGCGAAUACCGUCGAACUCGUGGCAACCAGUGUCGACAUUGUAUACAAUUUUUAUAUGAUGUGGUGCGUAUACGCGUUCAUUCAGGAAAUCAAGGGGGAUCGGGAUGCUCCGAUUAAUACGGCCUGAUGAUAAUCACCAAUGAGAUUUACGCUGCACCAUGCAAAUAUUAAUACCUUAAAGAUAUAGGCUUAAUUUUGUAAAAUGCGUACAUGCAUAGGCAAAUAGAUUUGACCCAACACAAUGAUUUUGUUACAGACACGAAGUACCAGAAAAACGUAUUUAUGUAAAUAUAUAGGUAUAAAUAUAUGAAAAUACACCACAACAAAUAAAAUAAUUACAAUUGUUAAGUUUUUUCUUAGUGAGGCAAAUACCUAACAACGAAAAAAAUUACUAAGUAUGCAUUUGACCCACCCUAAAAAAGUGACCAUCUGCGAUAUCUCAGUAAUUUCUCAACCGAUUUUGAUGAAAUUUUGCACCGAUUAUUGUUACAUAAUAUAGAAACGGGAUCUGAUCCGACUAAGCGAUUAGGUGAUUUUGACCUGAAUUAUGGGCAAAAAUGUAGCCUUAGAAACACAUUUGUAAUUAUUGCUAGUUACUAGCAAACUUUAUCAACAGUUUGAUACCCACGAAUUGUAGAGCAGCUUAUCCCGAAAAUUUUAAGUAUAAAUAUAUCAAAAUCCGUUAAGAAUUGGCUUAGUUAAUCCAAUUUGAAGUUCAGAAAUUCCGUGCGUGCUACAAAUCAUUGUCAUUGACAGCGACGCAAGACUAAUAAAUUGAAAACAAAUUAAAUA
Messenger RNA from Folsomia candida, 1337 nucleotides. RefSeq lists its product as uncharacterized. The transcript has 4 exons. The coding region runs from base 193 to 672 and encodes 159 amino acids. NCBI's taxonomy places the organism in Eukaryota, Metazoa, Arthropoda, Collembola, Entomobryomorpha, Isotomidae. The record is from RefSeq and is a predicted model, not a curated record.